Aegilops tauschii subsp. strangulata is the source of this 2420-nucleotide messenger RNA. NCBI's taxonomy places the organism in Eukaryota, Viridiplantae, Streptophyta, Magnoliopsida, Poales, Poaceae. The record is from RefSeq and is a predicted model, not a curated record.
UCUGCGCCGCUCUGAGCCGCUCCCCGCUCCCUUGAGCUCUGCGCCGGCCGCCACUCCGGCGCCGGCCGCCACCAACUGCGCCGCCCUCCACUCCACAGACGGCGCCCACCUCCCGCUGCGCCAUGGCCUCUAGGGUCUCCCUCUCUGCCUCGGACUCGUCGGAUUCUGACGCUCCCUCGCUCUCCCCGCCCCGCGCAGCCAUCCCCCUCCCCUCCCCUCCCCUCGCGUCGCGGCCGCAGCCCUCCCCUCCUCCGGCACCGCCGCGGGUGUAGCUCAGGUCCGCCAUCGUCGUCCGCUAGAUCUUGGAUACGGCCUUUGGCCCGGUAAUCCAGGGUGGCGGGGCGGGGCCUUCGCGCGCUCAUGCGCCCCCGCCGGUGGGUGGUGGCUGGCAGACCAAGGCAAGCCGGCGGCCUCGCGCUCCGCCAACCCGCGACCCGCGUCCGCGGCGCCGCCGCCCGGCUUUGGGGCAGCGUGUCCUCACCGCUGCCCGCCCGCACCCUUCUUCCAAGCUGCCGGUGGAGCUAUACGGGUGUUGCUACAAUUGUUGCAGUGAAGGCCACAUCUCCAGGGAGUGUACCAACCCAACGCUCUGUGUUCGUUGUCGUGGACCUGGCGACACCUCGCGCGGGUGCACCCGACCGCGCAGCCCGUCUCCGGUGGAGCAGCCGUCGCGCCUGUCGCCGGCUCUCCGGCAUCAGGAGGCUAUGGAUCCUCCCCGCCGCUCGUCCUCGGUCCUGCCACCCCCUCCUCCGGGCCCUCUGCCGCAGUCCCAGCGCUCGCCCUCGGUCCUGCCACCGCCGUCGCCGGGCCCUCCGCCGCCGGGCGCGAUGCGGCUGUGGAGUCAGGUGGUGCAGGGGCCGCCCGCGGCGCGGCCUUCUUUGGGGGGUGGGGCCUCGGGGCCUGGUUUCUCGUCGUCGUUCGACCUGGUGGAGCGGCAUUUUCAAGUAAAUAGCAUAAAACUACUAGUUUACAGUCUUUGGUUCCAAAAAACUAUCACUUUUUAAUUUUUCUCGGAAAGCUAGCGAACGCGCGGUCCGCUGUUUUAAAAAACCCAAACCCGCGGUGACUAGCGAUUUAACCUGUUUUCUGACGGACCGGGCCCAUCUGUCAGCCCACAUGGCCACGCGCGCUCACGGCGCGGCCGUUAACGGCCGUUAGCCGACCGGCCCGGUCGGAACUGGGUUAAAUAACCGCUCGGUCGGUCGGGCGCUCUCGUGCUCGCUCGCUCACUCCCGUGCUCUCACUCCCCUGCUCUCACUCCUCUGCUCCAGUACGAGCUCGCCGCCGCUCGCCGUCUUCGAGGCCGGUGGCCGUCGACCUCCUUGCCGCAAUGCCUUUCUGGAACGACGAGGAAACCAGCUUGGAGGAGGAGUGCGAGGUUGUCAGCAUGGACAUGGGACUUAUGGAGGAACCAGACACCACUGUGGAGCCCCUUUUCUGUGGCCAACUUGAGCUUGCUCAUCCCAAGUGCAUUCUGCACCAACUGAGGCCUAUUAAGCGUGUUGCUUUUGAAGGGCCUGUAACAGGAAGGCGUUUCUAUGGCUGCCCAGUCCAGGAAAAUGGUGUGAAUUGUGGUGUUGUAGAGUGGUUUGAUGGGCCUUGGCCAACUGUUCUUCAGAGAUGUUUGUGCAAACUAUGGGAGAUGUUCCAUGAGCAGAACUUUGGAAGGGUACAGGACAAGGAGAAGUUUGAGAAGGAGUUGGCCAGGCUUAAGAGUGAACAUGAAAGGGAGCUGGCCAAGCUUAGGACUGAAAAUGACAAGCUUUGCAUUGAGUACACCAAGCUUGUUGAUGAUGUAUCCAAGAUGUUUGAUUGGCAGGAUGGUAGGGUGGACAAGAAGGUGUACCAGAAACAAGUGGAGGAGGAAGAACUUGAGAAGAAGAAGAAGGAGUUAGAGGAGAAAUCUAUGUUGGAGGUGCAGAUGGAAAAGCUCAAACUUGCAAAAGAGCAGAGGUGCAUUUUGCAGAGCCAAGCUGAUAUCAUCAAGAACACCAGGAAGGCUAUGAAGGCUGUUGAAGUUGACAGAGAUGUUCUUAAGAAGGAGAAGGCAAAGCUUGAGCUUGUGGUUGCUGAGCUGCUGAAAGAAGGGUAUGACAGCAAGGAGAAGUUAGAGCAAAUCAAGGCCAUCCUUGAGUCUUGAAGCUUGAUCUUGGUGAAGUAAGUACAUCCAAAGGCCUUUAUAUAAGGAUGUGGCCUGGCAUGACUGCAAGUGAUUAUGGGUGCACAUUUUGGGGGAAUGUGAAGUUUAACCUAGUGCAAGAACCUUAUUUCCUAUGUUGUUAAGUUGUAAUGGAUCACCUAUUAAGUAGUGCAAAUGGAUCUCUUAUGCUACUAAGUUGUGGAAAUGUAGAAUGUAUGCUAUUAAGUGUUCAACUUGAUCUUAUAUCUUUUAUAUGUUAUUUGUUAGCCUACUAAUAUUA